AUGACUAGUGAUGAUCAAUAUAAAACAAUAAUAUCAUCAAUUCCUGAAUAUUCUUUAUUAUUUUCCAAGUAUUAUAUAUUAUCAUCAUUUCUUACUCGUUUUUUCUUAUCAAAUUAUUCGUUAGAAACUCAAUUAGAAAUGUGGCAAUAUAAAAUAUUUAUUGAUGAUAAACUUUCUCCGUAUGAAUUAGUUUCAUCAUUUUAUAAACGUAGUCUUUAUCUUCAUUUAAAUAAUCUGGGAAAGAUUUUAGAUAGUCAACAAAAAAAUAGUUUAAAUAAAUCAAGAGAAUUUAAAUGA
This is a messenger RNA of Adineta steineri, 297 nucleotides long. The record is from the annotation of a GenBank genome assembly. Lineage: Eukaryota; Metazoa; Rotifera; Eurotatoria; Adinetida; Adinetidae.